Messenger RNA from Alligator mississippiensis (American alligator), 2539 nucleotides. It is a transcript of the gene PRMT8, whose product is annotated as protein arginine methyltransferase 8. The record is from RefSeq and is a predicted model, not a curated record. NCBI's taxonomy places the organism in Eukaryota, Metazoa, Chordata, Crocodylia, Alligatoridae. The transcript has 10 exons. The coding region runs from base 1 to 1140 and encodes 379 amino acids. Gene Ontology annotation, cellular component: plasma membrane. Gene Ontology annotation, molecular function: protein-arginine N-methyltransferase activity. Gene Ontology annotation, biological process: peptidyl-arginine methylation.
AUGGCGGAGAACGCGGCCGAGAGCACGGAGGUGUGCAGUGGCCCUUCGCAGCCUCCUCAGCCUAUUGUCAUUCCAAAGCCUGUUCAAUCUGUCAUCCACGUACCUUUGCAACCAAGCUGUCCAGGCCGAGGCAAAAUGGCAAAGCUCCUGAAUCCAGAAGAAAUGACAUCCAGGGAUUAUUAUUUUGACUCUUACGCUCACUUUGGAAUCCAUGAGGAAAUGUUAAAGGAUGAGGUGCGUACACUAACAUAUCGAAAUUCCAUGUAUCACAAUAAGCAUGUUUUUAAGGAUAAGAUUGUAUUGGAUGUUGGAAGUGGCACAGGGAUCCUCUCCAUGUUUGCUGCCAAGGCAGGAGCCAAGAAGGUAUAUGGGAUUGAAUGCUCCAGUAUAUCUGACUACUCAGAAAAAAUUAUCAAGGCGAACCACUUGGACAACAUAAUCACAAUAUUUAAGGGUAAAGUGGAAGAAGUUGAAUUGCCUGUGGAUAAAGUAGACAUCAUCAUCAGCGAGUGGAUGGGUUACUGUCUUUUCUAUGAGUCAAUGUUAAACACAGUCAUCUUUGCCCGGGACAAGUGGCUGAAACCUGGAGGGCUUAUGUUUCCAGACCGGGCUGCUUUGUACGUGGUAGCAAUUGAAGACAGACAGUAUAAGGACUUCAAAAUUCACUGGUGGGAGAAUGUGUACGGCUUUGACAUGACCUGUAUUAGAGACGUAGCCAUGAAGGAGCCCUUGGUCGACAUAGUAGAUCCAAAGCAAGUGGUGACCAACUCCUGCUUGAUUAAGGAAGUGGAUAUUUAUACCGUGAAGACUGAAGAACUGGCAUUCACAUCUGCAUUUUGCCUCCAAAUUCAGCGCAACGAUUACAUUCAUGCCUUGGUCACCUAUUUUAAUAUUGAAUUUACGAAGUGCCACAAGAAAAUGGGAUUUUCUACAGCCCCUGAUGCUCCCUACACCCACUGGAAGCAAACUGUCUUCUAUUUAGAGGACUACCUAACGGUGAGGAGAGGUGAAGAAAUCUAUGGAACUAUAUCCAUGAAACCAAAUGCAAAAAAUGUGCGUGACCUGGAUUUCACAGUAGACUUGGAUUUCAAAGGACAGCUGUGUGAAACGUCAGUAUCUAAUGACUACAAAAUGCGCUAGCACGAGAGCUUCUGGAAAUACAGAAUUGUAUCAAAUCUUGACCUGCUGCGCUUCAAGCUAAGAAAAAUUGUUUGCAGGACUCUUACCUUGACCCUAGAAUGUUUACUUGGCUGGAAAGUCGGUAACUUGAUCCCUCCUGCUGGUAGCACCAAGAGACGGAGUUCUACAACGAAUGUACAGUAUACAGAACUGUAGCUUUUGUUAAACAUAUAGGCAAGCUAAGCAACUGUCUUGAGUAUGCUGCUUAACUUUAGGAUGGCAGAAGACACCUAUACAAAUUGUACAACUUACUGUGAAUUUCUGGUUCUUCCAAGCUUUGCAUGUUACAGAUAAUUAGGUCAGUUUCCUUACAACAAAAGACCACAACACACUGUCAUGAUGGCAUUACUGGAAUUAUAUUCAGUAUAUAUAUAUAUAUAUAUAUAUAUAUAUAUAUAUAUAUAUAUAUAAAAGUAUAUAUAUUGUACAUCAGAAGGAUGCUGUUGCUUCAUAAUAGGAAUUUGUUUUGUGAUUAGUAUUUAUUUCCCAUUAAACAACUAUGGAAAGGUAACAGUAUUAGCUCUGGUGUUAAUCUAGCUAGACAGAUGAUCAGGUUUUCAUUCACUGCCCUCCACUGUAGCUUUAUGGGAUAUUCCAUGCUGAACGUAAGUGUGAGCUAGAAGGUAAUAGAAAAAUCAGCAGCUAUUUUUAGUGUAUGAGUUGGAAAAUAUAUACCUUCAAUUUUAAAUGUUUGUUUCUAUCUCAUUCAGAGAUGGCAAUAUGUCAGUUACUUACGGAAAAAAUGUCUAACCUUUCAGCAUCUUAAAACAUUUUGUGAUGAGUUGUUGUAGUUGGAUUUUGCAUGAGACCCUCUUAAAUUUGACAUCUGGUAUUUGAACGUGGUGAGCACAGGGCCUUUAAAAUGGUAGAUAAUUCAUGCUUUUUGGCCGUGUCACAGUUUAGUUCUCCUCUCAACAACAAUAUCAUACAAAAUCAUUUUAUCUCUAAAAAGGGGGGGAGGGGGAUUGGUGUUUACUCUUUUGGUGAUGUUUUGGAUAAGUCACUUUAACUUGCAAAUCUUAGUCUCAAGAGUGCAGUGGUAACUGUUUGCUGAAAUGGAGCAAUGCUUUUUUAAAAAAUCUGUAGCUUCUGGUACUAUGAAGAUGUCUGUAGUUCCCCUCCCCAACUCCACUCAUUGUUUUUCUUUAAAUAUAUUCAGCUUAUAGUUAAUAUUUUAACUAUUUAUAUUCCUUGAUAUGUAUGUAUCAACAUUUUUUACUAUAUAUACAUGUUGGGCAUUUAAUCAUACCGUAAUGAAUUAAAUGUUGUGUCACCCUUAUUUGUGUGUCUUACAACCAGUAAUGAUACUAGGCUCUAAACUGUGUUCUUGUCACAUAUUGGAUAAAAUUAAUUAGCUUUC